UGGAAGGAAGAAUAUAUGAUGUAUGCAUGGACAAUGGAUGGACGGUUUGGAUGGCAGGAAUGAAGAAUGGGUGGGUGGAUGGAAGGAAGGAAUGAAGGAUGAAUGGAAGAUAGAUAGAUAGAUAGAUAGAUAGAUAGAUAGAUAGAUAGAUAGAUAGAUAGAUAGAUAGAUAGAUAGAUAGAUAGAUAGAUAGAUAGAUAGAUAGAUAGAUAGAUAGAUGGAGGAAUGAAGGAAGGAAGGAUGCACCACCUUGCAUAAUAAAAAUAAACAGAAUCAAUACCAAUAAUCUGCAGUAGAAAAUCCAACCCAUAUGCGUAAACCCAGUGGUCCCUCCAACAGUGACCGCCAAAUGUGACCCUGCAGAGCAGACUGCUUCUGAUGGAGACCGACCAGGAAAAAAAAAAAAAAAAAACUCCAGGAAUUUUUCCCUCAGUUUUCCUUUGCUUCAAGUUUCAGGAAGUGAGAAAGGAGGGAAAAUGAAAUCCAGACCACAGAGGCUUUGGGAGGCUGGGGGGCGGGGGGCAGCUCUCGGAUCAGAUGUCCAGACAGAGGCGGAGUUGCAACAUUCAACUUCACUUGAGCUCCCAUUUUCACACAAAAGCUCAGAACCGGACCAGCUGGGAGACCGAUGUCCAUCUGGAAGUGUGUGUGUGUGUGUGUGUGUACGUCUGUUAACAGUGUGUGUGUGUGUGUGUGUGUGUGUGCGGAAUGAGAGAAUGAGAGAAUGAAGCGGGAGCGUCGCUGAGUCGGCAGAAGCUGCUGAGUCUGCGCUUUGGUGGCGUGGCGAACAUGUGGAAGAGGUGGACGCCAGGAGAAGAUGAGAGCGAGCGGGAGGACAACGAGGGCGGGACAAGCGGCGGGACGCUCCCGGCCCACCAUUGAGCCUUGAACCCAUGAACCGGACUCGUAGCGCCCUGCUCGGCCUCCCCCCUCCUCCCUCUCCCCCUCCUCCUCCUCCUCCGUCAUCUUUCUCCAGUCACUUCAGUACCAUGAGGUUCUCCUACCACCUCGACAACAACGCCGCCGGGAGGACAGGUCCCCCAUCCUCCUUGAGUCCAAGCUUGCUGGCAAAGAGUCUCUCUCUGGAGCCUCCUUGUGGCUCCCAGCAGCCCUCCUCCUCCUCCUCAAGUUCUGCCGGGCUCCAGGAGGAGGAGGUGAAUGACACGGGACCACCACAGUUUAGUAAGAGCCGACUUCCUCUUCUCGGACCCAAGCCUCAAGUCCCCCCCAAGCCGCCCCACCUGCAGCAUCAGGUGGGAGCGUUGAGGACCCGACCCCGGGCACCAGACAAGCCGCUGCCCCCUCCGCCACCCUGCAAGCCCCCCCGUCCUGAGGACCAUGCUUCACCGACCUGCGUCCUGUCACUUAUCGAAAAGUUUGAGCGUGAGCAGAUCAUCAUGGUUCCUGACAUCACCGGUGGGGCUCUGUGUCCCCGCCUCCUCGACACCCCCUUAUCUCGACCUUCAUCUCCACCAUCAUCAUCGUCAGCCCCCACCGUCCCCGAGGAGGAGGAGGGGCUCCCCGAGCUCAAACAUCACGAUGACGUUGUGGAAGAAGUGGAGGGGCCAGAGGAGCUGGCAUCUGUGGAGACGAGCAAGCAUCCGCCGCCCGACCAAUCGGGUCUGCCGCCCGAGCGUUUGUCCAUCCCCUCCUCCUCGCAGACCGAUGGCAAGCUGGCUAAUCGCGACAGUGGCAUCGACAGCAUCAGCUCACCGUCACACAGCGAGGAGCUCUGCUUUGUGGGCGUGGACGACAGUAGCGGCAGCGGCGGCGUUUACUCCUGCGGCUUCCCCCGACUUUCCAGCUCAUCCUCGUACGCCGGCGAGGGAGAGGACGGUGAGGCAAGGGGCGUGGCCAGGAGGAGGGACUUCUCGGAGGAUGCAGACAGCGACCUGGAUGAGGAGGAGGAGGAGAGUGAGCUUACCUUGGUGCUUCCAGCCCCCAGACAAGACUUGGCUGAGUUGUCCGUCCAGCAGAGAGUGUUCAACAUCGCCAACGAGCUCCUUCACACAGAGAUCUCCUACGUUUCCAAACUCCACCUCCUGGACCAGGUCUUCUGCGCACGACUGUUGGAGGAAGCGCGCUCUCGCUCCUCCUUCCCAUGCGACGUCAUUCACGGAAUCUUCUCCAACAUAUGCUCCAUCUACUGCUUCCAUCAGCAGUUUCUCCUGCCGGCCCUGCAGAAGCGCAUGGAGGAGUGGGACUCGAACCCACGCAUCGGAGACAUCCUGCAAAAGCUGGCGCCCUUCCUGAAGAUGUACGGAGAGUACGUGAAGAACUUCGACCGCGCCAUGGAGCUCGUCAACACGUGGAUGGAGAGGUCGGCUCUGUUUAAGAGCAUCAUACACGACAUCCAGAGGGAUGAGCGCUGCGCUAACCUAACGCUCCAACAUCACAUGUUGGAGCCGGUCCAAAGGAUUCCUCGAUAUGAACUCCUGCUCAAAGAUUAUCUACACCGCCUACCGGAGGACGCGCCGGACUACAAGGAUGCUCAUAAGUCUCUGGAGCUCAUCGCCACAGCAGCUGAACAUUCCAACGCCGCCAUCAAGAAGAUGGAGCGAAUGCGGAAGCUGCUGAAGGUCUAUGAGCUCCUGGGCGGCGAAGAGGACAUUGUGAACCCGACCAACGAGCUAAUCAAGGAGGGGCACAUCCUCAAAUUGUCCAACAAGAACGGCACAUCGCAGGAUCGAUACCUCAUCCUGUUCAACGACAGGCUGCUCUACUGCGUUCCCAAGCUGCGUCUAAUUGCACAGAAGUAUGGCGUCCGCGCUCGCAUCGACGUGGACGGUAUGGAGCUGAAGGAGACGAGCAGUGCAGCAGUUCCUCGGACCUUCUUGGUGUCGGGCAAGCAGCGUUCGCUCGAGCUGCAGGCCAGGACAGAAGAGGAGAAGAAGGACUGGAUCCAGGCCAUCCAAGCCACCAUCCAGAGACACGAGCACACCAUGGAGACAUUCCGUCACCUGACUUGUUCGCUACGAGAUGACGAGUCCACACCCCCUCACUCCCCGAGCUGUGCCGAGCUGGGCAAGCGUGCGCCGACGCCCAUCCGUGAGAAGGAAGUGACGUUGUGCAUGAAAUGCCAGGAGGCAUUCAACGCCCUCACCAGGAGGCGCCACCACUGCAAGGCCUGCGGUCACGUGGUUUGUGGGAAAUGCUCCGAGUUCCGUGCCCGCCUCUCCUACGACAACAACCGCACGAACCGUGUAUGCAUGGACUGCUACGCCAUGCUGGUCGGCGUGUCCCCGCCGCCUUCCGUUGUGGCCGGCGGCAGCCAGAGGAGGCGCUCCAUCCUGGAGAAACAAGCUUCGUUGGCGGCCGAGAACAGCGUCAUGUGCAGCUUCUUGCAUCACAUGGAGAAAGGGGGCGGCCGGGGCUGGCAGAAGGCCUGGUUCAUCAUCCCCGAAAACGAACCCCUGGUGCUCUACAUCUACGGAGCUCCUCAGGACGUGAAGGCGCAGCGCAGCAUUCCUCUGAUUGGCUUUGAAGUUUCCCUCCCGGAGUCAUGUGACCGCCUGGAGCGUCGUCACACCUUUAAGAUUUCCCAGAGUCACCUGACGCUCUACUUCAGUGCAGACGGCGAGGAGCUCCAGCGCCGAUGGAUGGAUGUCCUGUCCAGGGCCGGGAAAGGGGAGGAGCCCCAGCUUCACCAGCCAAUUGUGGAGAGCGUGGAAGAAGAGGGGGAGGAGCCGGACGGGGCGGAGGUCGACAACACGUGAUUUGAUUGAAUGAGUGAUGACGUCGGGGGGUGGUGCCGACCAUUGGAGCUUAUUUAACCUGCAUGGACACAGGGUGGAACAUUACCCAUAAGCCUCUGCACAGCUGUGAUGUCACAUGCUGACUGAAAGCACAAUCCUAUGCCUCCUGACGCCGCCAUUUUGUUUUGAUAACAUCAUCCACUACACAUAAUGCUCUGCAAAAGGCAAGUCAUGACGCCCCACCCCAAAUGGAAGAAUCUCGAAUGCAGCGUCAGCGUGGCGGCGAUGUCCUGACGGGACAUGCUUGGAUGCGAUCGUUAAUUGUGACUUCAUAAUGGCCAUUAUUCAUUUAAUUUUUUUUAUUUCAGGUUUUUAUUAUAUUAUUUCAUUCCAUCUCGUGUUAUUGAAGAUUUAAUGUAAGAAAACAAAUCAAGAAACUAAACAAAUGUGGUGGACACACAGAGGAGAAACCAGGAUUUAGACGGAGCCCGUUUGCCAUUCUCUUCUUCUUCUUCUUCUUCUUCUUCUUGUCAUUCUGAUGAUUUGAUGUUGGAUGUUUUGUCUGUGUGUUUGUGUGUGAGGGUUUGUGUGCGCAGGUGCAUGUGUGUGUGGUUUACUUGGUACCGAACCAACUUUUGUAAAUAUAAUUUAUUCACCUGCAGUCACAUGACCAUGUCAGCAGGAGGGAAGAAGUCGGGAGCACCAAGCCUCGCGUAGCAACUGACUAGCUUCCUGGGAUGGAGCAGGCUCUUUUUGCUAAGAUAGGCAAAUCUUAUUCUGGAACUUUGAUGGUUUUUGUUCAUUAGGAUCACUGCAUUUGUGGGAAUGUUUUUUUUCCCCAUACUUGGCUUUCAUUAUGUGUUUUUACUAUGUUGUUUUUAGGGUUAAGCCUAGAGUAGCGAUUCGGGGGGCAUGCUCUUUGUGCUAAAAUAGGCUAAUCUUAUUCCGGAACAUUGAUGAUGGUUGUUUAUUAAAAUAACCACAUUUGUGUAAAAACUCUUUUUUUUUUUAAGACUUAACUUUGAAAGCGCGGUUUUAGCCAAGCGUAGCCGCUGGCUAGCUUUCUGGGAGGGAUAAGGCUCUUUGUGCUUAGCUAGGCUGAUAUUUUCCUGGAACUUAAUGUUAAUUCAUUGAGAUCACCACAUUUGUGUGAAUGUCUUCUUGUUUUGUUGCCAACUUAGGUUUCAGUGCGUGUUUUUAGCAUUAAGCCUAGCGUAGCAACUGACUAGCACCCUGGGAAGGAGAAGACUCUUUGUGCUAAACUAGGCUAAUCUUAUUCUGUAAAUUUUAUGAGCUUUGUUCAUUAAGAUCACUGCAUUUGUGGGAAAAUCUGUUUUGGUUUGUUUCCAACUUGGCUUUCACAGUUUGUUUUUACCAUGUUGUUUUUAAGGCUAAGCCUUGCCCUUUUUGCUAAACUAGGCUAAUCUUAUUCCGGAACUUUGGUGGCGUUUGUUCAUUAAAAUCAUAGUGUUUGUGCGAAAGUCUUUGUUGUUGUUCUUUCCAACUUGACUUUCAUGCUGUGUUUUUAGCGCCAAGCCUAGCGUAGCAACUUAGUAGCUUCCUAGGAGGGACCAGGCUCUUUGUGCUAAAAUAGGGUAAUCUUAGUCUCGAACUUUGAUUACUUUCAUUAAGAUCACUGUUUGUGUGAAAGCCUUUUUUCAACUUUCUUUUGACUUUCACUGCGCGUUUGUUGCCUGUUGGUUUUAACUUGUGGCGCUCCUCUUCCCUCAGUGAUGUUAGAAGGAAAUGGCCUUACAGUUGAUCAUUUUUUUAAUGUACUCUGAAGCUUCUGACUAUGUGUCUUUGUGCUUUAGUCGACAUGGUGCUGAAUGCUAGAUGACGUCUAUUGCUGGAUGAUGACAAUUCCUUCCCUUCCGCGAGCUAGCGGACAAGCUAGGCUGAUCCUUCCAGUCGCGUGACUCGUUCUAAGUGACAGCAGACGAGCGGGGCUGAUGUUUACACGUGGUCACAAUGUGGCGCUGUGAGUUCUGAGUGAACUUGUGCCAAAUGCAGUGCUCUAUUGUAAUAAUGUUAUCGUUGUUGGGCUUCUUGCCUCUGGUGAGUGUGUUUCUAUUUUUACAGUUCACACGUAGGGUAUCGUGGACUGUAAAUGGCUGCUGUUACCAUGGAGACCAACACAUCUUCAAAUUAAAGUCACGUGAAUGGACUUUCUGUUACAGCUUAUCCCUAAUAAAAGAUCUCUCGUUCUAGUAAGCCCUGAAUUUUUGGGAGCCCCAUGUUGCCAUAGCAACCGCUAGGCUCCUAAACCUGCUCUUUGGUGUUGUCGUGGUAAACACUAACAUCCACACCGUAUAGUGUCUUGUUGCUAUGGUGGGUGCCAAGUUCCAGUGCUGCUUGGUUGCUGUGGCAACAGCAGUGAGAGAUUGACGAUUCAUGAGUGUGAUUGGUUAGUGGCCGGCCACUGCCUUCCUUAAACCUUGUCUGUCACUUUGCCUUGUGAAUGACAUCACGUGUUAAAGAAAUUAAAAUAAAGCAUUAACAAAAGGA
This is a messenger RNA of Phycodurus eques (leafy seadragon), 6203 nucleotides long. It is a transcript of the gene fgd1, whose product is annotated as FYVE, RhoGEF and PH domain containing 1. Gene Ontology annotation, biological process: filopodium assembly; cytoskeleton organization. Lineage: Eukaryota; Metazoa; Chordata; Actinopteri; Syngnathiformes; Syngnathidae. The record is from RefSeq and is a predicted model, not a curated record. Gene Ontology annotation, cellular component: cytoplasm. Gene Ontology annotation, molecular function: guanyl-nucleotide exchange factor activity; metal ion binding.